Neurospora tetraspora is the source of this 1026-nucleotide messenger RNA. RefSeq lists its product as uncharacterized. The record is from RefSeq and is a predicted model, not a curated record. The transcript has a single exon. Bases 189 to 737 code for a protein of 182 amino acids. Lineage: Eukaryota; Fungi; Ascomycota; Sordariomycetes; Sordariales; Sordariaceae.
GUUCAUGUUGUGUCGUCGAUGAUCCUGACGAUCUGGAUAAGUGGGCACGAAAUGACCGGUGCUGGACGGAAUCUCAAAACGGUGGAUUGCGUCUGAAGUUUGAGUGCUCCCACAAGCCCGCUCAGGCUCCAUCAAAGCCUUUCAAGCCUCUGAAGCCACUGGUACGGAAAUUGACUUGGUGGUGGGCAAUGAUACGGGAUUUCCUGGACCGGACCGGGUUAAUCGUUCAGCAACAACCAUCCAUGCUAAACCAACUUCCGCUCACAUGUCUCCUUCCGGUAGUCCUCAUCAUCUUGGGCAGAACACUUUGGAUACUGCACAAGCAUCUCAAGGCGAUCAAGAGCCAGGAUGAUCCUAUCCCUUUACCGUCGGAUCUAUAUCUGCUCAUCGGUGUACUAGUCAAGGCAAGUCUGACUUCAUUCCCACCCAGCUUUUGGUUGCUAACAAGUCUAUCUACGAAUGCGUUGACCGCGAUCUCCGUGCCGUGUGUCCUUUUCUUCCCCGAAAUCAUAUACACACAUCGUCUGCUCCAGCUCCAGGAGCUUCAAGUGCAGGGGCAAGCUCAGCGAAUGGUACACCCACGUCUACAGACCAAAACCUGGAAGAACACAACGCAACCCCUCCCCUCAUCAUCAUCCACACCGCAUGGAUGUCCGGCCGCAGUACAUUGGUAUGCCUGUCUUUUGCAACCGCUGCUUUGGAAUUUUGGGAUCUCUUCCUCGGUACGCUGCAAGUGAGCGCGAGUAACUAUGGAAGCACGACGUGGCAGGCGGACCUUGCGGGGUUGCUGAUUGUGAUGCUGAUGGAGAUGGUGACGGUUGUAGGAUUGGUUGCGGUUUUGUGGAUGGGAAUAAGUAGAAAACGGAAAGGGAAGCGAAACCUGCGAAUGAAGCCGGCGACGAAUCUGCAGAGGAUGGUUUUGACGAUUUGGGUUGAUAGGAUGAACAUGUUACGAUCCAAUAAGGGAUCACUUAUGUAAGCAGCUAGAUAGACCAAUCAGGAGCGCGCCGCAGAGCCGCAACCGUA